This is a messenger RNA of Amphibalanus amphitrite, 4187 nucleotides long. RefSeq lists its product as uncharacterized. The coding region runs from base 340 to 3237 and encodes 965 amino acids. Gene Ontology annotation, molecular function: aspartic-type endopeptidase activity. The record is from RefSeq and is a predicted model, not a curated record. NCBI's taxonomy places the organism in Eukaryota, Metazoa, Arthropoda, Thecostraca, Balanomorpha, Balanidae. Gene Ontology annotation, biological process: proteolysis. The transcript has 2 exons.
AAUUGCGAGGGACGCCUACGAUGCCUUCCCGACCGAGUGCAAGAAGAAGGUAGGCGACGCGUGCAAGAGAUUGGAACUGGCUUUCCCCUCCGGCGACAAAGUCGAGGCACAGGUCCAGCUCCGGUCUUUGAGACUCACAACAGAUGACAGCCUUGAUGCUUUUGUGGUGAAGCUUCGAGGGCUAGUCAGUCGCGCAUUUCCCGACACCCGGCAUACCGAUCAUGACCCCUUGCUGUACAAUUACUUCCUCCAAUCACUGCCACCGACAUAUCAACAAGCGCUAAUAGGCGAGGGCAUCCAGACGUUCGACAGUGCGGUGGCAAAGGUGAGAAACCUCUCAUGCGCCGCGAAGGUGGCAGCGAGCCAGACGGUUCGGCAGGUAGCGGCCACAGACGAGACAGACCUACUUCGUCGGAAAGUUCAGGAGCUGGAGUUGAAACUCUCGCGACUGGAGCGUCCGCAGGUAAGCGCUCGUUCUCCCCCAGUGUCCAGCAGCGGCCGUACUUGCUUCUGUUGUGGGAGGCCCGGUCACAACCAGGCGCGGUGUCGGCAAAGGCACCUGCCGUGUCAUGUGUGUGGGACCAAAGGACACUUGGCCCGGAUGUGCACGCAGCAGGUAAACCCCCAGCGGGCUGGGCCCGGCCCCGACCCCAGACCCGAGCAGCAGCGGACCCCAGUCUCAGGGUUCCAGCGGGGACCAGGUCCACAUCAGUGGGAUGCCAGACCACAGGACCAGCGGCCGCAGCCGUUGCAGCCGCCCCGGAUGGCCCAGUCGUUGCAGCCCGAGCAGGUGAGAGGACAGUCCACUUGAAUGCUGACAUGACAUUUGACGCUGAUGUGGGAGGUGUGACGUGUUCAGUGACGUUGGACACCGGCAGCAGCAUUAAUAUCAUUCACAAAUCCGUUUUUGAUGUGCUCCCCAAGGCCCCUCCCCUUUUCACUACGGCCACAGUGGCACACACGGUUAGCAGGGACCCCCUACCACUGAUCGGUCGUACACAGAUUGCCGUUAAAGUUGCUGGAGAAGUAGUGGUGGUUCCAUUCUAUGUUUCGGAUCAGAUUGACUGCACUGUUUUGUUGGGAUUGGAGUUCUUUGGCGUGUGCCCGUGUGUUCUGGAUCUCACCAAGAGUCAGCUGAUCCUCAGCUCUGCGAAAAUGGUCAGAACCAUCUCCGCUUCAGUCUUCUCGGUGGGUAAGGUGAUUUGUCAGAGAGACAUCGCGGUUCCGGCCGGACACGAGGUUUUCUUUCCAGGUUUUGUUCCAAACGUCGACUUCAGAGGGCCAGCACUGUGCGAGCCAUUGCUUGAAGUCCCGGGACUCGAGUUGGUUCCUUCCAUGGUGCAGGUAAACGGUCAGAGUGUUCCGUGCAUUGUGAGAAACAUUACAACUGAGCCAAUCACGAUCCCCAAGCGUGCGGAGAUCGGUAGACUGGAAGUGGGCGUGGCUGAGUUUCCAGUCCCUUCAGGUGACGCAGAUCCCAAUUGGCGUGAAAAGAUAGACCUGUCAGACACAGACCUCAGUAAGGAGCAGAAGGAGAAGGUGACCGAGCUGCUGACCAAAUAUAGUGACAUGUUUGAUGGUCGGUUGGGCUUCACAUCCGCGGUGGAGCAUCACAUCGACACAGGUGACAGUCCGCCGAUACGUUCAGCACCCCAUCGCGUCCCACCAUUCCUGGAGGAUAAGGUAAGGGCCGAGAUACAACGCUUGGUGGAUCUAGGGGUUCUGGAAGAGUCGAAUGGAUAUUGGAGUAGUCCUGCAUGCUUUGUCGCAAAGAAAGAUGGACGAGUCCGGAUCUGUGCUGACCUCCGAAAGGUUAACGCUGUGACUAAGAUGCCUGCUUAUCCUGUCCCCAGAAUAGACACGAUUCUAGAUUCCCUGGGUGGAAAUUCAAUGUUCUGUGUGCUUGAUCUUCGCAUGUGUUACUUUCAAAUCGGUGUGAGAGAAGAGGAUCGUCCUAAAACGACUAUCGUCACCCCGUUCGGCGCUUGGCAGCACCUUCGGCUCCCGAUGGGACUCAAUGGUGCCGCGGCUAGCUGCGCCCGCAUGCUUGAUAUUGUUUUGCGCGAUCUUCCCAAGGGCACGUGUCAUUCCUACUUUGAUGAUGUUUGUUUGGGUGGUAAGACGUUCGAGGAGACACUUGAGAAGCUCGAGCUAGUUCUAGACAGGCUCCACCGAGCCGGUCUCACGAUCAAUCUGGAAAAGUGCUCCCUGUUCCGUUCGAGUGUCAAAUUCUUGGGACAUGUGGUGGAUGAGAGUGGCUUGUCUCUCGACCCCGACCGUGUGAGCAAAGUGCGCGACUGGCCGAUUCCGCGGACAGCCAAGCAGCUCUCCUCAUUCCUAGGGCUGGCUGGUUACAUGCGCAAAUUUGUCAAAAAUUUUGCGAGCAUCUCUGCACCGCUCUUCAAGCUGUUGCAGAAAGACGUGAAGUUCCAGUGGUCAGAGGAGGCGCAGUUCUCGUUCGACCGGCUUCGCAAAGCCCUCAGUGAAGCCCCAGUAGCACUAGAGAACUCGAACAGAAGUCAUCAGAAGAAUAAGGAGAUUUAUGAUAGAAAGCUAAAUGAGAACAGUUACCUACCUGGAGACAAAGUGUAUCUGCAUAAGGGAAUCGUUCCGCGCGGUCAGUAUUAUAAGUUUUUGCGUCCUUGGAAGAGAGCAGUAGUAGUAGAUCAGGUCGGUCCUCUGAACUAUAGGAUCAGACUAGAAGGAGCUAGGUCUACGCUCAUCGUACACCACAACAGGUUGAAGCCUCGAGUGGAUACCGGAGAAGGUGAGUCACCGGUGACCGCACCGACAGCGUCCGUCUCACGGGCGGACCCCGCCGCGAGACCACAGCCGGCUGUCGGGACAGCAGCAGGCGUGACCUUUCCGACAGGCCGAAGGAGGAUGGAUGGUGUCAGUGACAAUCAGAGGGUAAGUGGCGCGCAGUGUGAAGGUAGGCCUAGUUGCCAACCAGCUGACGCCGCUAGUCUUGACGACUCAGGACCGCCGGCCCUGUCCCUGCUGAAUCCGUUCGCCAUAUCUUUCGCCCCGCAGACACCCCCAGUUCAGACAGAGACAGCGCGUGAGACACGUGAGACGCCAGAGGGAGUCGCAGAACCGAUAGCAGGUUCAGCUCCGACUGGAGCAGCAGAGGUGCCGCCCGACGUGGCGAACACUCAGGUUACCGCAGAUAUGCGCAGUCCCGAAUUGCGUAGGUCAACACGAGUAGUCAUUCCUCCCGACAGGUAUUCGCCGUGAUUUUCCGUUGUGGGUACCUAUCACACAGAGCUGCUGUGUGCUGCUGUCGUUUUUAAUGUUUAAUACUGGGUGAAAGGCAAUGACAUUGGGCGAUAACUUGACUUGAGAUUCCUAUCGUAGUAAGAACAGCUGCAAGCGAGCCUUAGUGUUACCUCUGUACAAUGGGCACCUAGGUAGUUCUCUAGCGAAUGGAGAAGCGCACGAGCUGAGCUGCAAUACGGAGUUAUUCAGUUGAGACCGAACAUGUUUAGCCGUCCAGUAAAAAAAAAAAAAAAAGUUCCUUUUUCGUAGGUCGAUGCGUUGUAUUGUAUGUGUAAAUAAUCGAGAAGUUUCUUCGCGUUAGGGAGGAAGGGUGUAAGCGGAUUUCCGCUUACAUGUUAUGCGAGCGGAUACUGGGCCUACCAGAAGUGAAAGUCGCAACUCUAAAUUCGUCCUGCGCUGCAAUAAUGUCCUUGGUUUGUUGUCGCGUGUUUAGUUCUAUUUAGUUAUGAUACUGAUUUGUAAUGACUAUUUUAUUAUUUAAUAUUGUUCGGUACCAAUGUUUCUUUAGUUAUGUGUCAUAUUUCUUAUCCGAAGAGUUUUAGACUUCCUGUAAUGAUUUUGUCCAAUGAUGUAGUUGCACGCCACGCGAGAGCCAAUCAGGUAAUCGCUUAUUCUGACCAAUGAGAGAGCAGCCGAAUUUCCGUUGAGCCCCCGUCGCGUCCAGCGCGGGCAUUCGGUGCGCCGCGACAUGGCGAGGAUCGAGAUGUGAUUGGAUUGCGCCUGCUUGAACGGUGGGUUUCAACUUUCGUGAUAACUACUGUUUAUUUUAUUUCACAUUCUCUAAUAACGGGUUUUGAUAUUUCGUGCCGGCUUUGUAUGUGUCGGGAUUGUGACAGUUGUUUGUCUUUUCUUUCUAGGGCGUUUCUGUUUGUUUGUUUGUCUGCCGGAUACACGCUUGUCGGCUCCGA